GUUUAAGCUUGAGAGGGGGGAGGCAACUAAGCUAAAAAGGCGGAGAGGUAAGCUGUGAGCAGAAAAAAACCAGAGGGAGAAGACAGGAAAGGUAUGACUGCCAUGGAUCCUUCGAUUUUCUUUAUCAGUAAACAGUCUCAUUCCCUUUUCUUGAUAUUUUCUGUGGAUUGCUCGAUUAUACGUUCAGUUUAUGGUUCAUGUUUGAUUCAUGGAUUUAUUGUGGCUAUCUCGUCUAUUUUCCUUGGGAUGAUUUGAGAAUAACAUAGCUCUGUUUUAGUUUCACUAUGCAUCAUAUAGGAGUCUUGUUUUGUUCUUAUCUCCAUGGGACGCAUUCUAGUUCACUCACCUACAGCCAAGCCUGUUGAUCUAAACAUGAAACAUGGUUUUGGGUUGUCUUAUUUGUUUCAUUGGUGUGUGCUCUGUUUCGUUUUCCCAUUCCCCUGUUCUUGGUAUCCUACCUUCUUGUACAUCAGGUUGUACAUCCCUACCUGAGGGAGCCAGGUAAUGCUAUCACAGAACGUAGCUCGUGAAUGUUGAGGAUCAAUAAAGCUCCUCCAGAUGGUUUGGGUUUGCGCAAAGAUCUUGGAUAGGAAAGAAGCAGGGUAAUGCUGAAGCUGUAUCUUGUGAAAAUACUACAGUUAUGGUUGAUCUGGAUCAGUUUGUUACUAAGGAUGUUAUACCGAUCAAUGAGAAAGAAGUUGGUGCUCUUCCAGUCAUGGCAAUGAAGCUCUCUGUCACACCUAUUGUUCACACUGCAGCGCAAUGCACGAUCGUAUCUGACCAUCUUACACUUGUUGAAGAUUUGGAGCAUUCUGUUACGCAGAUUCUUGGUGGUCUAUGCUAUUGAUGGAUCUGGAGUUGCUCUAGUUGUUGCUUGAAUAUCUAAGGAAGCGAGUCGUUCACUUUGUUCGAUCCAUCUCGUGCGCUAAGCCGAAGCAAUAAGCGACGGCGAAGACACUGAUCUUUGUAGUCAUGGCUUUUAUACUGGUUUCGUCGACGCUCGGGAGCUCAGAUGUUCCGUUCAUUGUGACCCACAAGAAGGCCUCUCUCACCAGGCUCAAGUCCGGUGACAAGCGAGUCUCUGUGUCCAUCGACAUCUGCAAUCAAGGACCCACGACCGCGUAUGAUGUAAGUCUCACUGAUGAUAGCUGGUCACAAGAUGUAUUUAAUGUUGUCAGUGGCAACACUUCAACAUCAUGGGAAAGGCUUGAUGUCGGUGGUCUUCUAUCACAUGCUUUUGAAUUGGAGUCCAAAAUGGAAGGAAUGUUUUAUGGUGCACCAGCAGUCAUUACGUUCCACAUCCCUACCACGGCUGCUCUGCAGGAGGCAUAUUCAACUCCAAUAUUGCCUUCAGAUAUCCUUGCAGUGAGACCUCCAGAGAAGAAGUUUGAGUGGGCUAAGAGGUUGUUGGCAAAAUAUGGGUCCCAAAUCUCUGUGAUCUCCAUUGUGUAUCUGGUCGCUAGUCCAUCAAAAUCCGGUGCUGGGAAAGGAAGCAAGAAGAAGAGUUAACCAUUCAAGCUGGAAAACAAAACAAUUGGGUAGCAUAUAUGUGAUUGGGUUGGGCAAAAAGUAUCCCCUAUCAUGACUGUUGUCGCCUCGCGUA
Messenger RNA from Vitis vinifera (wine grape), 1603 nucleotides. RefSeq lists its product as uncharacterized. NCBI's taxonomy places the organism in Eukaryota, Viridiplantae, Streptophyta, Magnoliopsida, Vitales, Vitaceae. Gene Ontology annotation, cellular component: endoplasmic reticulum. The record is from RefSeq and is a predicted model, not a curated record. The transcript has a single exon. The coding region runs from base 973 to 1509 and encodes 178 amino acids.